CCUUGCUAUGGGGAGCCGGUGGCUACAUGGCUGCAGGUUUCCUGCCUAAGCAAACAAGCGUCCUCUGCAAGUCCUACUGGAAAGGGGCAGAGGAUGAGGCAGGGAACCUUUGUGGAAGAAGUGAUGCAUUGGGAAAGAAGGCUCCCCAUUCUCACCAACAGUUAAGAGGCAGAGACAAUGAAUGUGGCAAUUUCCUAAAUUCUGAAGAUCGGCGAUACUGCUCUGGGCAGUUUAACUCCUAGGCUCAGAGAUACCAUAUACUCAGACACAUUUAGUAUCCUUGUCACCUUGCCUUGCUUGGCACACAGGAUUCCAGGAUUCCACAGGAAUGAGCUGUUUGGUGGUGAACUGCAGGACUUGGUGGUUGACACAGAUUUGGACUUUGGUGAUUGUUUGGAUUUUGACAUUGAACAUCAGCUACACUUCCACAGAGUGCUGUGUGUCUGUUGCCCCCAUCCCGUGUAGAUACUCUGUUUGUCUAGUGGGGCAAGUUGCAUCCCACACAUUACUGGGUAAAGCUAUCUUGAUGUUCAAGUGUGGCCCUUAGCUCAGGGCUUUCACUUCAUAAUGGAUGCCUCAGCUCCUGGUGACUCUGACCAAGAGAAGGGAAGUGUGAUGAUGUCGAGGGAGCUGGAGUCCAGUGGCCAUGAAGGGAACCCCCUGGCACAUCAUUACUAUAUCCUGGGUACCCUAGAUCAAGGGUCAUUUGCACAAAUCAAAGUGGCUGUCCACCUUAUGACCCAGACCAUGGUAGCCAUCAAGAUAUUGAAAAGGGGCACAAGUAUAGACUUUCUAGUAAAGUCCGAGAUUGAUAUUAUGAAAUGUUUACAUCACAGUAACAUAAUACAGCUUUUCCAGGUUAUAGAAGCAAGGUAUAAAACCUAUCUGGUGAUGGAAUACGCAUCCCGGGGAUCUCUGAGGAAACACAUCAGCAAGUGUGGGCGUCUGGAUGAGGAAGAGGCACGCAGCAUAUUUAGGGAACUGUCUUUGGCCGUCCACUAUAUCCACAGUCAGAAUAUUGCCCACCGAGACAUCAAGGCUGAGAACAUCCUAUUGGAUAGGGAGGGGCAUGUGAAACUCAUUGACUUUGGCUUAAGCAAAAGACUGGCUGCUGGGGAAAAAUGUAAAGGCUUUUGUGGCACAGUACAGUAUUGUGCUCCUGAAGUCUUGGAUCAAAAGGAGUAUAAUGUCCUUGCAACCGACAUAUGGAGCAUGGGAAUCGUAUUAUAUUAUUUAGUUGUGGGCCACCUUCCCUUCACAGAGACAGUGCUCUCUGAGUUAAAGUAUGAAAUCCUAUACAGGAGCUGCUGGAUUCCAUAUCGUUUGUCCCCAGAAAUUCAAGACCUAUUGAAAAGAUUAAUGGCAAAAGACCCCACAAUGAGGCCAUCCAUAAAUGAAAUAUUGACACACCCAUGGCUGUGCCAUGGUCAAGACAAAUUGAGAUCCUCAGAGGAAAUUCCUAGAGACCCAGACCCAAACAUUGUUUUUGCUAUGUUUCAGAUGGGGUAUAACAUUAAAGAACUGAGAGAUGCUCUGAGGGAACAGAAGUACAGUCCAGCCAUGGCUACGUACUUGAUUAUAAAAAGGAAAUCUAUCUGGCAGCCCCAGUUUUAUUACGACGGAGGCCAGGGUAGUUCACAGGACCCUACAAAAGUUCCCAACAUCCUUUCUCCAUCAAGGAGAGUAACCAGUGCCCCUAGCCUUUCCACCAUCACUUCACACACACUCUCUGGGCUGCCUGGAGAUGGGAGGAAAGGCUGUAAGAGGAGGCAUAGUGUGCCUCCCAGCCUUUCUUCCCAUGACUGUAGCCUCAUAGACAACACCUCCCCACUGCAGUGGCUUAUGCCUCACGUUGGAAAGGGGAUAUUCAGUGAGAAGGAGGGCAGUAGCAAUUCCAUAACUUCAUCAAUAAAAAGAAAGUUAACAAUAGCAACAACGAUGACAACAACAACAAUAAAAAUAACAACCACAUCGUCAGGUACUACAUACUCGCUGUUCAGAUCCUCACAGUCCUCAGCUUUUGAUAACAGGCAAGAUGUGGUCAGUGAGAGCUCAGAGUCUACAGACACAAGUAGCAGCACAUCGUCUUGGGGGUCCACAAUCAGGAGCCCCUUCCCCAGUGCGAAAUUCCAGGAAGAGAACAUGGGCACUGAAUCCUUCCAAGACAGUAGCUCAUCCUCCUGUGAAACACUCCAUCAGGAGCAGCUCCGAAGGAGGUCCCAGCUUGUGCCCAGAAUGCCACUGAGAAUGCGGGUCUGGAAGGGCCUGAAGAGGAGGGUUUCCAAAGCCUUUAGGAGCUUGUGUUGCUGCCUCCCAGUGGCAAAUAACAAAGUCAUGGCAGACAAUGAAGAGUGCUUCAGAGACACAGGCUGAAACAAGUAGGUGGGGUGUGAUUGG
Molecule: messenger RNA, 2397 nt
Organism: Apodemus sylvaticus (European woodmouse)
Lineage: Eukaryota; Metazoa; Chordata; Mammalia; Rodentia; Muridae
Product: sperm motility kinase 4A-like
Exons: 4
Coding region: 568-2373 (601 amino acids)
Biological process (GO): intracellular signal transduction; negative regulation of glycogen biosynthetic process; protein phosphorylation
Cellular component (GO): cytoplasm; cytosol; nucleus
Molecular function (GO): protein serine/threonine kinase activity; ATP binding
Source: RefSeq, a predicted model, not a curated record